AUGCAGAGCAAACACCGCUACAAAGAAUCACUAUCAGGAUCUGGUUGUCCGAUAUGGCCUGGAGAUUUUGAGUUACUAUAUAAGUAUGAAACAUAUAAUAACAGCUACAAAGAAUCACUAUCAGGAUCUGGUUGUCCGAUAUGGCCUGGAGAUUUUGAGUUACUAUAUAAGUAUGAAACAUAUAAUAACAGCUACAAAGAAUCACUAUCAGGAUCUGGUUGUCCGAUAUGGCCUGGAGAUUUUGAGUUACUAUAUAAGUAUGAAACAUAUAAUAACAGCUACAAAGAAUCACUAUCAGGAUCUGGUUGUCCGAUAUGGCCUGGAGAUUUUGAGUUACUAUACAAGUAUGAAACAUAUAAUAACAGCUACAAAGAAUCACUAUCAGGAUCUGGUUGUCCGAUAUGGCCUGGAGAUUUUGAGUUACUAUACAAGUAUGAAACAUAUAAUAACAGCUACAAAGAAUCACUAUCAGGAUCUGGUUGUCCGAUAUGGCCUGGAGAUUUUGAGUUACUAUAUAAGUAUGAAACAUAUAAUAACAGCUACAAAGAAUCACUAUCAGGAUCUGGUUGUCCGAUAUGGCCUGGAGAUUUUGAGUUACUAUAUAAGUAUGAAACAUAUAAUAACAGCUACAAAGAAUCACUAUCAGGAUCUGGUUGUCCGAUAUGGCCUGGAGAUUUUGAGUUACUAUAUAAGUAUGAAACAUAUAAUAACAGCUACAAAGAAUCACUAUCAGGAUCUGGUUGUCCGAUAUGGCCUGGAGAUUUUGAGUUACUAUAUAAGUAUGAAACAUAUAAUAACAGCUACAAAGAAUCACUAUCAGGAUCUGGUUGUCCGAUAUGGCCUGGAGAUUUUGAGUUACUAUAUAAGUAUGAAACAUAUAAUAACAGCUACAAAGAAUCACUAUCAGGAUCUGGUUGUCCGAUAUGGCCUGGAGAUUUUGAGUUACUAUAUAAGUAUGAAACAUAUAAUAACAGCUACAAAGAAUCACUAUCAGGAUCUGGUUGUCCGAUAUGGCCUGGAGAUUUUGAGUUACUAUAUAAGUAUGAAACAUAUAAUAACAGCUACAAAGAAUCACUAUCAGGAUCUGGUUGUCCGAUAUGGCCUGGAGAUUUUGAGUUACUAUAUAAGUAUGAAACAUAUAAUAACAGCUACAAAGAAUCACUAUCAGGAUCUGGUUGUCCGAUAUGGCCUGGAGAUUUUGAGUUACUAUAUAAGUAUGAAACAUAUAAUAACAGCUACAAAGAAUCACUAUCAGGAUCUGGUUGUCCGAUAUGGCCUGGAGAUUUUGAGUUACUAUAUAAGUAUGAAACAUAUAAUAACAGCUACAAAGAAUCACUAUCAGGAUCUGGUUGUCCGAUAUGGCCUGGAGAUUUUGAGUUACUAUAUAAGUAUGAAACAUAUAAUAACAGCUACAAAGAAUCACUAUCAGGAUCUGGUUGUCCGAUAUGGCCUGGAGAUUUUGAGUUACUAUAUAAGUAUGAAACAUAUAAUAACAGCUACAAAGAAUCACUAUCAGGAUCUGGUUGUCCGAUAUGGCCUGGAGAUUUUGAGUUACUAUAUAAGUAUGAAACAUAUAAUAACAGCUACAAAGAAUCACUAUCAGGAUCUGGUUGUCCGAUAUGGCCUGGAGAUUUUGAGUUACUAUAUAAGUAUGAAACAUAUAAUAACAGCUACAAAGAAUCACUAUCAGGAUCUGGUUGUCCGAUAUGGCCUGGAGAUUUUGAGUUACUAUAUAAGUAUGAAACAUAUAAUAACAGCUACAAAGAAUCACUAUCAGGAUCUGGUUGUCCGAUAUGGCCUGGAGAUUUUGAGUUACUAUAUAAGUAUGAAACAUAUAAUAACAGCUACAAAGAAUCACUAUCAGGAUCUGGUUGUCCGAUAUGGCCUGGAGAUUUUGAGUUACUAUAUAAGUAUGAAACAUAUAAUAACAGCUACAAAGAAUCACUAUCAGGAUCUGGUUGUCCGAUAUGGCCUGGAGAUUUUGAGUUACUAUAUAAGUAUGAAACAUAUAAUAACAGCUACAAAGAAUCACUAUCAGGAUCUGGUUGUCCGAUAUGGCCUGGAGAUUUUGAGUUACUAUAUAAGUAUGAAACAUAUAAUAACAGCUACAAAGAAUCACUAUCAGGAUCUGGUUGUCCGAUAUGGCCUGGAGAUUUUGAGUUACUAUAUAAGUAUGAAACAUAUAAUAACAGCUACAAAGAAUCACUAUCAGGAUCUGGUUGUCCGAUAUGGCCUGGAGAUUUUGAGUUACUAUAUAAGUAUGAAACAUAUAAUAACAGCUACAAAGAAUCACUAUCAGGAUCUGGUUGUCCGAUAUGGCCUGGAGAUUUUGAGUUACUAUAUAAGUAUGAAACAUAUAAUAACAGCUACAAAGAAUCACUAUCAGGAUCUGGUUGUCCGAUAUGGCCUGGAGAUUUUGAGUUACUAUAUAAGUAUGAAACAUAUAAUAACAGCUACAAAGAAUCACUAUCAGGAUCUGGUUGUCCGAUAUGGCCUGGAGAUUUUGAGUUACUAUAUAAGUAUGAAACAUAUAAUAACAGCUACAAAGAAUCACUAUCAGGAUCUGGUUGUCCGAUAUGGCCUGGAGAUUUUGAGUUACUAUAUAAGUAUGAAACAUAUAAUAACAGCUACAAAGAAUCACUAUCAGGAUCUGGUUGUCCGAUAUGGCCUGGAGAUUUUGAGUUACUAUAUAAGUAUGAAACAUAUAAUAACAGCUACAAAGAAUCACUAUCAGGAUCUGGUUGUCCGAUAUGGCCUGGAGAUUUUGAGUUACUAUAUAAGUAUGAAACAUAUAAUAACAGCUACAAAGAAUCACUAUCAGGAUCUGGUUGUCCGAUAUGGCCUGGAGAUUUUGAGUUACUAUAUAAGUAUGAAACAUAUAAUAACAGCUACAAAGAAUCACUAUCAGGAUCUGGUUGUCCGAUAUGGCCUGGAGAUUUUGAGUUACUAUAUAAGUAUGAAACAUAUAAUAACAGCUACAAAGAAUCACUAUCAGGAUCUGGUUGUCCGAUAUGGCCUGGAGAUUUUGAGUUACUAUAUAAGUAUGAAACAUAUAAUAACAGCUACAAAGAAUCACUAUCAGGAUCUGGUUGUCCGAUAUGGCCUGGAGAUUUUGAGUUACUAUAUAAGUAUGAAACAUAUAAUAACAGCUACAAAGAAUCACUAUCAGGAUCUGGUUGUCCGAUAUGGCCUGGAGAUUUUGAGUUACUAUAUAAGUAUGAAACAUAUAAUAACAGCUACAAAGAAUCACUAUCAGGAUCUGGUUGUCCGAUAUGGCCUGGAGAUUUUGAGUUACUAUAUAAGUAUGAAACAUAUAAUAACAGCUACAAAGAAUCACUAUCAGGAUCUGGUUGUCCGAUAUGGCCUGGAGAUUUUGAGUUACUAUAUAAGUAUGAAACAUAUAAUAACAGCUACAAAGAAUCACUAUCAGGAUCUGGUUGUCCGAUAUGGCCUGGAGAUUUUGAGUUACUAUAUAAGUAUGAAACAUAUAAUAACAGCUACAAAGAAUCACUAUCAGGAUCUGGUUGUCCGAUAUGGCCUGGAGAUUUUGAGUUACUAUAUAAGUAUGAAACAUAUAAUAACAGCUACAAAGAAUCACUAUCAGGAUCUGGUUGUCCGAUAUGGCCUGGAGAUUUUGAGUUACUAUAUAAGUAUGAAACAUAUAAUAACAGCUACAAAGAAUCACUAUCAGGAUCUGGUUGUCCGAUAUGGCCUGGAGAUUUUGAGUUACUAUAUAAGUAUGAAACAUAUAAUAACAGCUACAAAGAAUCACUAUCAGGAUCUGGUUGUCCGAUAUGGCCUGGAGAUUUUGAGUUACUAUAUAAGUAUGAAACAUAUAAUAACAGCUACAAAGAAUCACUAUCAGGAUCUGGUUGUCCGAUAUGGCCUGGAGAUUUUGAGUUACUAUAUAAGUAUGAAACAUAUAAUAACAGCUACAAAGAAUCACUAUCAGGAUCUGCUUGUCCGAUAUGGCCUGGAGAUUUUGAGUUACUAUAUAAGUAUGAAACAUAUAAUAACAGCUACAAAGAAUCACUAUCAGGAUCUGGUUGUCCGAUAUGGCCUGGAGAUUUUGAGUUACUAUAUAAGUAUGAAACAUAUAAUAACAGCUACAAAGAAUCACUAUCAGGAUCUGGUUGUCCGAUAUGGCCUGGAGAUUUUGAGUUACUAUAUAAGUAUGAAACAUAUAAUAACAGCUACAAAGAAUCACUAUCAGGAUCUGGUUGUCCGAUAUGGCCUGGAGAUUUUGAGUUACUAUAUAAGUAUGAAACAUAUAAUAACAGCUACAAAGAAUCACUAUCAGGAUCUGGUUGUCCGAUAUGGCCUGGAGAUUUUGAGUUACUAUAUAAGUAUGAAACAUAUAAUAACAGCUACAAAGAAUCACUAUCAGGAUCUGGUUGUCCGAUAUGGCCUGGAGAUUUUGAGUUACUAUAUAAGUAUGAAACAUAUAAUAACAGCUACAAAGAAUCACUAUCAGGAUCUGGUUGUCCGAUAUGGCCUGGAGAUUUUGAGUUACUAUAUAAGUAUGAAACAUAUAAUAACAGCUACAAAGAAUCACUAUCAGGAUCUGGUUGUCCGAUAUGGCCUGGAGAUUUUGAGUUACUAUAUAAGUAUGAAACAUAUAAUAACAGCUACAAAGAAUCACUAUCAGGAUCUGGUUGUCCGAUAUGGCCUGGAGAUUUUGAGUUACUAUAUAAGUAUGAAACAUAUAAUAACAGCUACAAAGAAUCACUAUCAGGAUCUGGUUGUCCGAUAUGGCCUGGAGAUUUUGAGUUACUAUAUAAGUAUGAAACAUAUAAUAACAGCUACAAAGAAUCACUAUCAGGAUCUGGUUGUCCGAUAUGGCCUGGAGAUUUUGAGUUACUAUAUAAGUAUGAAACAUAUAAUAACAGCUACAAAGAAUCACUAUCAGGAUCUGGUUGUCCGAUAUGGCCUGGAGAUUUUGAGUUACUAUAUAAGUAUGAAACAUAUAAUAACAGCUACAAAGAAUCACUAUCAGGAUCUGGUUGUCCGAUAUGGCCUGGAGAUUUUGAGUUACUAUAUAAGUAUGAAACAUAUAAUAACAGCUACAAAGAAUCACUAUCAGGAUCUGGUUGUCCGAUAUGGCCUGGAGAUUUUGAGUUACUAUAUAAGUAUGAAACAUAUAAUAACAGCUACAAAGAAUCACUAUCAGGAUCUGGUUGUCCGAUAUGGCCUGGAGAUUUUGAGUUACUAUAUAAGUAUGAAACAUAUAAUAACAGCUACAAAGAAUCACUAUCAGGAUCUGGUUGUCCGAUAUGGCCUGGAGAUUUUGAGUUACUAUAUAAGUAUGAAACAUAUAAUAACAGCUACAAAGAAUCACUAUCAGGAUCUGGUUGUCCGAUAUGGCCUGGAGAUUUUGAGUUACUAUAUAAGUAUGAAACAUAUAAUAACAGCUACAAAGAAUCACUAUCAGGAUCUGGUUGUCCGAUAUGGCCUGGAGAUUUUGAGUUACUAUAUAAGUAUGAAACAUAUAAUAACAGCUACAAAGAAUCACUAUCAGGAUCUGGUUGUCCGAUAUGGCCUGGAGAUUUUGAGUUACUAUAUAAGUAUGAAACAUAUAAUAACAGCUACAAAGAAUCACUAUCAGGAUCUGGUUGUCCGAUAUGGCCUGGAGAUUUUGAGUUACUAUAUAAGUAUGAAACAUAUAAUAACAGCUACAAAGAAUCACUAUCAGGAUCUGGUUGUCCGAUAUGGCCUGGAGAUUUUGAGUUACUAUAUAAGUAUGAAACAUAUAAUAACAGCUACAAAGAAUCACUAUCAGGAUCUGGUUGUCCGAUAUGGCCUGGAGAUUUUGAGUUACUAUAUAAGUAUGAAACAUAUAAUAACAGCUACAAAGAAUCACUAUCAGGAUCUGGUUGUCCGAUAUGGCCUGGAGAUUUUGAGUUACUAUAUAAGUAUGAAACAUAUAAUAACAGCUACAAAGAAUCACUAUCAGGAUCUGGUUGUCCGAUAUGGCCUGGAGAUUUUGAGUUACUAUAUAAGUAUGAAACAUAUAAUAACAGCUACAAAGAAUCACUAUCAGGAUCUGGUUGUCCGAUAUGGCCUGGAGAUUUUGAGUUACUAUAUAAGUAUGAAACAUAUAAUAACAGCUACAAAGAAUCACUAUCAGGAUCUGGUUGUCCGAUAUGGCCUGGAGAUUUUGAGUUACUAUAUAAGUAUGAAACAUAUAAUAACAGCUACAAAGAAUCACUAUCAGGAUCUGGUUGUCCGAUAUGGCCUGGAGAUUUUGAGUUACUAUAUAAGUAUGAAACAUAUAAUAACAGCUACAAAGAAUCACUAUCAGGAUCUGGUUGUCCGAUAUGGCCUGGAGAUUUUGAGUUACUAUAUAAGUAUGAAACAUAUAAUAACAGCUACAAAGAAUCACUAUCAGGAUCUGGUUGUCCGAUAUGGCCUGGAGAUUUUGAGUUACUAUAUAAGUAUGAAACAUAUAAUAACAGCUACAAAGAAUCACUAUCAGGAUCUGGUUGUCCGAUAUGGCCUGGAGAUUUUGAGUUACUAUAUAAGUAUGAAACAUAUAAUAACAGCUACAAAGAAUCACUAUCAGGAUCUGGUUGUCCGAUAUGGCCUGGAGAUUUUGAGUUACUAUAUAAGUAUGAAACAUAUAAUAACAGCUACAAAGAAUCACUAUCAGGAUCUGGUUGUCCGAUAUGGCCUGGAGAUUUUGAGUUACUAUAUAAGUAUGAAACAUAUAAUAACAGCUACAAAGAAUCACUAUCAGGAUCUGGUUGUCCGAUAUGGCCUGGAGAUUUUGAGUUACUAUAUAAGUAUGAAACAUAUAAUAACAGCUACAAAGAAUCACUAUCAGGAUCUGGUUGUCCGAUAUGGCCUGGAGAUUUUGAGUUACUAUAUAAGUAUGAAACAUAUAAUAACAGCUACAAAGAAUCACUAUCAGGAUCUGGUUGUCCGAUAUGGCCUGGAGAUUUUGAGUUACUAUAUAAGUAUGAAACAUAUAAUAACAGCUACAAAGAAUCACUAUCAGGAUCUGGUUGUCCGAUAUGGCCUGGAGAUUUUGAGUUACUAUAUAAGUAUGAAACAUAUAAUAACAGCUACAAAGAAUCACUAUCAGGAUCUGGUUGUCCGAUAUGGCCUGGAGAUUUUGAGUUACUAUAUAAGUAUGAAACAUAUAAUAACAGCUACAAAGAAUCACUAUCAGGAUCUGGUUGUCCGAUAUGGCCUGGAGAUUUUGAGUUACUAUAUAAGUAUGAAACAUAUAAUAACAGCUACAAAGAAUCACUAUCAGGAUCUGGUUGUCCGAUAUGGCCUGGAGAUUUUGAGUUACUAUAUAAGUAUGAAACAUAUAAUAACAGCUACAAAGAAUCACUAUCAGGAUCUGGUUGUCCGAUAUGGCCUGGAGAUUUUGAGUUACUAUAUAAGUAUGAAACAUAUAAUAACAGCUACAAAGAAUCACUAUCAGGAUCUGGUUGUCCGAUAUGGCCUGGAGAUUUUGAGUUACUAUAUAAGUAUGAAACAUAUAAUAACAGCUACAAAGAAUCACUAUCAGGAUCUGGUUGUCCGAUAUGGCCUGGAGAUUUUGAGUUACUAUAUAAGUAUGAAACAUAUAAUAACAGCUACAAAGAAUCACUAUCAGGAUCUGGUUGUCCGAUAUGGCCUGGAGAUUUUGAGUUACUAUACAAGUAUGAAACAUAUAAUAACAGCUACAAAGAAUCACUAUCAGGAUCUGGUUGUCCGAUAUGGCCUGGAGAUUUUGAGUUACUAUACAAGUAUGAAACAUAUAAUAACAGCUACAAAGAAUCACUAUCAGGAUCUGGUUGUCCGAUAUGGCCUGGAGAUUUUGAGUUACUAUAUAAGUAUGAAACAUAUAAUAACAGCUACAAAGAAUCACUAUCAGGAUCUGGUUGUCCGAUAUGGCCUGGAGAUUUUGAGUUACUAUACAGGCGCUAA
Messenger RNA from Danaus chrysippus (African queen), 7920 nucleotides. NCBI's taxonomy places the organism in Eukaryota, Metazoa, Arthropoda, Insecta, Lepidoptera, Nymphalidae. The record is from the annotation of a GenBank genome assembly.